Magnolia sinica is the source of this 3919-nucleotide messenger RNA. RefSeq names its product phospholipase SGR2. The transcript has 21 exons. The record is from RefSeq and is a predicted model, not a curated record. Lineage: Eukaryota; Viridiplantae; Streptophyta; Magnoliopsida; Magnoliales; Magnoliaceae. Bases 683 to 3664 code for a protein of 993 amino acids. Gene Ontology annotation, cellular component: cytoplasm. Gene Ontology annotation, molecular function: glycerophospholipase activity; metal ion binding.
AUUCCACGCGACACCUCGCUCUCUCUCUCUCUCCCUUCACCGACCUUCUUCUUUCUUCGUCGAGAUUUCCAAAUCCUUGAAAGAACUCACUGAAAUUUGGGUUCUUGGUUUGUUUUCUUCGAUUCCAAAAGGCUUUUGAUUCUUUUACGUAGAUGGUUUUGGAAUCUCGCUGUAACUUUUCUUUUCCGUUUGGGUUUCGCAAAAUUCGUCAAAAAAUUUAAUCAAAUCUCCGUUCUAAGUCCUUCAUUUCUUCGAUCAGAAGCGCACCCACCAUUUUCUCGCGGCUAAUAAAAUUUCUGAACGCCUGCUUCUGGAUCGGUCUUCGGCUGUUCUCUCAUUUGGCUUUUUGCGGAAUUUAUUGCAAAUUCCAUUCUAACUGGCAUUCCCAGUGCCUUUUUAUUCGAUUUGAAAAACACCAAGUGAGCUUUGUUUGGUAAGUAUCUCCACAUGUCACAUUUGGGUCGCUCUUUAGCUAUUUUUAAAAUCUGGGCUGUUGCAGAAAUCUUCCAAAGUCUACUGAAAUUUGGGUUUUUGUAGAAUCUCCAAUUCUCAUUUGGGUAAGACAGAAUUGACACAAAUUUCACCUGGAGUGGAUUUCAGUUCAUCGUAUUCGCCAAUUUAUAGAGUGGCUGCCAAGUUCUUCCGCUCCAAUUCUGCAUGAAAGUGCUUCAGAAUCGUCUGUAUGGAGAAUUCCGAGGCAAACUCUGGCGUCUCGUCUAGUAUGGGUAAAAAUGACGGAGAAUGCCAGGGGGAAGCUAUUGUUGCAGUUUCAGAAGGGGCGGGUUCUUUUCCUGCUGAAGAGGCAUUGUCAGAGUUAUUAAAAAACACGCCUACAAACAUUGCUAGGUUGGAGGAUGUGAUUGAGCAGUGUAAAGGUCGACAGAAAUAUCUUGCGCAGACAAAGAGCUCGUUAGAUGGGGAGGACAUUCGGUGGUAUUUCUGCAAAGUCCCUCUCGCUGAGAAUGAGCUGGCAGCCUCAAUUCCUCGAGCAGAGAUAGUUGGAAAGAGCAAGUAUUUUCGUUUCAGUAUGAGAGAUUCUCUUGCGUUAGAAGCUUCCUUCUUGCAGAGGGAGGAAGAACUGCUUUCUGUCUGGUGGAAAGAGUAUGCAGAGUGCAGUGAAGGUCCAAGUGGUUCUAAUACGAAUUCUGGUGUUACUUCAGAUGCGCAACCAAAAUCGACUUCUUCUGAAGCUAAUAAAUCAACUCAAUUAUAUGACGAAGAGAGAGUUGGUGUCCCUGUUAAGGGAGGACUCUAUGAGGUAGAUUUGGCUAAGCGACACUGCUUUCCUGUUUAUUGGAAUGGGGAAAACCGACGUGUCUUAAGGGGUCACUGGUUUGCUCGUAAAAAUGGUCUCGACUGGCUUCCCAUGCGUGAAGAUAUUGCUGAGCAAUUGGAGUUUGCAUACCGAAGUCAGGUUUGGCAUCGUAGGACAUUUCAACCAUCGGGGCUAUUUGCUGCCCGUAUUGAUUUACAAGGCACUACCCAGGGUUUGCAUGCUCUUUUCACAGGAGAAGAUGAUACUUGGGAGGCAUGGUUGGGCGUUGAUACCUCUGGAUUUUCUAAUGUUAUUGGUUUGAGAGGAAAUCGGGUUAAAGUGAGGCGUGGAUUUUCUACAUCUGGAUCUUUAAAACCAACCCAGGAUGAAUUACGGCAACAGAAAGAGGAGGAAAUGGAUGAUUACUGUUCCCAGGUUCCAGUUCGCCAUCUAGUUUUUAUGGUUCAUGGUAUUGGUCAGAGGUUGGAGAAAGCCAAUUUGGUUGAUGAUGUUAGUGAUUUUCGCCAUAUCACGGCAAGUCUUGCUGAACGACACCUAACUUCAUACCAACGCAACACCCAGAGGGUUCUCUUUAUUCCUUGCCAGUGGAGAAGAGGGUUGAAGCUUAGUGGUGAAAGUGCAGUUGAAAAGAUUACUUUGGAUGGUGUUCGGGGCUUGCGUGUAACGUUGAGUGCUACUGUCCACGAUGUAUUAUACUACAUGAGCCCCAUCUACUGCCAGGAUAUAAUCAACUCGGUUUCCAACCAGUUAAACAUGUUAUACAUGAAAUUUAUCAAGAGGAAUCCAGGCUAUGAUGGGAAGGUUUCCAUCUAUGGCCAUUCAUUGGGAAGUGUUCUUUCUUAUGAUAUUCUCUGCCACCAAGAGAGCUUGUUCUCUCCAUUUCCUAUGCAGUGCCUGUACACGGAAUGUGUGAAAAAUGAAGAAUCAGUCGAUGCAGCCAAUCAAUCUACACAAUCAGAAAACAAAAAUCUUAGGGAGAAUGGUGAAACUUCAAAUGAAUUGCUGGGCGGUGUGGAUGGAGAGAAUUUGAGUCCACACUCGAAUAAGAUUGUUCAGGAAGAAAACACUGAAGAUCAUUCCUUCACUGAAUAUCCUUCUCCCACAUCAGAUGUGGAAGGAGACCCCUCAAAGACAUUUGGCAAUCCAAGUCCUGAAGAAGCUAAUGCAUAUUUCCAACAGAUUGUGGAGUCCAAUGAAUCAAAUGAUGCGUCAUCAUUUGAGGAAGAUGCCCAAAAAUUGGCUAAGGGUUCCAGCAACAUGUUUUCUCAAGAUGGAAAGAGUCUGGAUGAGGGUACAAAUGUAAGUAGUCAAGUUCCAGAUGGUGAUGGCGAUACGUUGGUUGAAGAUACAUCUGAAGAUAUCAGUGACAGAGACAAGCUAAUCACUUUGUUGAUGGAAGAGGUAAAUGCCCUUAAAGCAAGAAUAGCAGAACUAGAAUCAAGAGAUAAUUCUUUGAUCUUGUCUGGUGGAAAGCAAGAUAGCAGUCUGGAAUUUCAUCAAGAAGGUGACAAGGUGGACAGUGGUGCUCCAAGGCAGUCUGUUCCAGGGAAGCCCUCUCCAAAAGAAGAUGAUUCAAGGAAGAGUUACACGCCUCAUAUCAAAUACACUAAGCUUGAGUUCAAGGCUGACACUUUCUUUGCUGUUGGAUCACCCCUCGGAGUCUUUUUGGCUCUUCGCAACAUUCGUAUUGGGAUUGGCAAAGGGCAAGAGUAUUGGCAAGAUGAAAGGAUUAGUGAAGAGAUGCCAGCUUGUCGGCAAAUGUUUAAUAUUUUUCAUCCAUUUGAUCCUGUGGCAUAUAGAGUAGAACCACUUGUCUGUAAAGAAUAUAUCAGCAAACGGCCCGUUAUUAUACCUUACCACAGGGGUGGAAAGAGACUGCACAUCGGCUUUCAGGAGUUCGCUGAAGAUCUAGCUGCACGAUCCCAAGCUGUUGUUAGUAACUUAAGCUCAGUGAAGGUCAAAAUGCUCAGUGUGUUUCAAUCAAGAAAGAAGGAAAAGAUGGAAGCCAUAGAGGAUGUCAAAGUAGUAGAGGAAAGAACGUACGGUUCCAUCAUGAUGGAAAGAUUAACUGGAAGUGAAGAUGGUCAAAUUGAUCACAUGCUUCAAGACAAAACGUUUGAGCAUGCAUACAUCUCAGCUAUAGGGGCACACACAAAUUAUUGGCGGGAUCCUGACACUGCACUUUUCAUACUCAAACACUUAUACCGCAAUAUACCUGAAGAGCCCGAACAACCCAACAGUCCAGGUAGCUCGGGUAAUCACAGAAGACCUGCUGGGCCAAUUUACCAGAGUGAUGCCAUUGAUGAAGAUCUUCCAUUGACAUUCUCUGACAAGGCAUUGAUCAGGGAGUUUUCGAGGAAAGCCAAAAAGGUCGUGCAGAGUCCCUAACAAUGUCAAAGCUCUUCUGCUUAACAGAGUGAAUGUAGCUUAUGUUGCAUCCUUCCCCUUUCCUUCUUCCCUGUAACUAAGCUCGCUUUCUUUUCUCUUGCUUCUUUGGGUAGACAAACGCUAUAUUUCAAAAAAAAAAAAAAAAGUAGAAUGAUAUCCUGAAAGAUAAUGUAUAUACAUAAGGGUCGAGGGAUAUUCAUGUAUAUCUAACAUACCUAAUGAAAAUAUAUGCAUAUGAAAAUGUUAGAAGUUGCA